Molecule: messenger RNA, 564 nt
Organism: Dovyalis caffra
Lineage: Eukaryota; Viridiplantae; Streptophyta; Magnoliopsida; Malpighiales; Salicaceae
Source: the annotation of a GenBank genome assembly
AUGUCACCACUUCAAUGCUCUUUAUCAGUUUCAACCCAAUCAAAAACACCCCAGUUUGAUUUAAAGAAUUAUUGGACAACCUUGAUUCAGGAAAUCAAUCAGAAACUAGACCAAGCCGUUCCUGUUGAGUAUCCAGAUAAGAUUUAUGAAGCCAUGAGGUAUUCUGUUCUCGCUAAAGGUGCUAAAAGAGCUCCUCCUGUUAUGUGUGUUGCUUCUUGUGAGCUUUUUGGUGGUAAUCGUCUUGCUGCCUUCCCUACUGCUUGUGCUCUUAGGAUGCUGGCCAUGCAGGAGCUAUUGCUAAUUAAGGAGGUUGAGAGUGUCAAGAAGCCUUUUAUGCCCCCUCGAGAGGUGCAUGUACAAGUCACACAUUCCAUGCCACCUCAAAAGCUCGAGAUCUUCAAAUCUAUGGAGGAUUGGGCUGAACAUAACAUUUUAGUUCAUUUGAAGCCAGUUGAGAAGUGGAACUCAGGGAGAGGGCAAAGGAGCUUCCAGAUGAUUACUUAUCCUGACAUAGCCUCUAGCAUAAUCCUUCUCCUUCAAGCUGGAGCUCGGGACAUGGUUUAA